Messenger RNA from Aspergillus wentii DTO 134E9, 606 nucleotides. RefSeq names its product GNAT family N-acetyltransferase. Gene Ontology annotation, molecular function: acyltransferase activity, transferring groups other than amino-acyl groups. The transcript has 2 exons. The record is from RefSeq and is a predicted model, not a curated record. The coding region runs from base 1 to 606 and encodes 201 amino acids. Lineage: Eukaryota; Fungi; Ascomycota; Eurotiomycetes; Eurotiales; Aspergillaceae.
AUGCUGCCCUUCCCUCAACAAGUCACCGCUGUCAUCCUCCCAUCCGAGGUGCAGCCCAUCCAUACCAAGCGCCUCAUUCUCCGUCCCCUCCAAGAUGGAGACGCUGCUGGGAUCUUUGCCAUUCGCUCUCGUCCAGAAACGGUGAAUUUCCUCUUCCCCAAAAUACCUGAAUCAAGUAUCGAGCAAACAAGAGCCUGGAUGACCAAGAAGAUCAUCACGGACCCAGAUGCGUCUGGUGCAACAGGUCGACACUUUGAAUUUGUUCUCAUCCAGAGAGAUGAUCCCGAAGAGCAGAUUGUCGGGGUUGUCGGGGUGAAUGGAUUGGUCCCGGCACCCUCGGUGGGAUACGGUGUCCAUCCUGAUUUCUGGGGGAGGGGAUAUGCUGGCGAAGCCUUGCAGGGCCUCAUCAAGGCAUGGUGGGAGCUUCCACGGAAGGAUAAUAUCGUACAGGAUGAUGGCGUUAAAGAGAAGCUGUAUGCGGCUUCCAACUGUGACAACGUGGGCAGUAUCAAAGUGUUGCGGAAGAACGGAUUCCAGAUAUACGACAAAGUGCCGAUGGAGGGAGAAACUGUUGCGAUGAUGUAUCUCGUGAAGCCAGAAUUGUAG